Molecule: messenger RNA, 1716 nt
Organism: Oryzias melastigma (Indian medaka)
Lineage: Eukaryota; Metazoa; Chordata; Actinopteri; Beloniformes; Adrianichthyidae
Gene: ift57
Product: intraflagellar transport 57 homolog (Chlamydomonas)
Exons: 11
Coding region: 356-1582 (408 amino acids)
Biological process (GO): intraciliary transport; non-motile cilium assembly
Cellular component (GO): cilium; centrosome; intraciliary transport particle B
Source: RefSeq, a predicted model, not a curated record
CACCAAAUUCUAGCAGUACAAGAGUCAAUGGCUAAAACUCAAGUUAGCCAACAUAUCUACCAAGUUCCUAAUGUUAUUCUGUUUUCCAGUCAGAUUAAAUACCAACAAUAAUCUUGAUGUUGAGCAAAUACGCUACGAUUAUUUUUAAAAUGUGAAGGUUUAAAAAAAAAAAAAAGUACAUUUAAAAAUGGGGAGAAAUGCUGCUAACCAUACUGCUAAAGGUUAGCUUUCGGUUGCCAGGCAACGGAUUUACAGUCAACCAGAGCUAGCGGAGCAGCGCAUGCUAAUCGAACAAGGCCCCAGGAAAACAUCUUUUGAAGUGGAUUUAAAAGCGGUUUGAAACGUAGCGCGGUUCAUGGCGGAGGAGGAUGAACGGGGCCCCGGAGCUGCUCACCGGAUGGUGUCGGUGAUGGAGGGGCUGCUGGAGAAGCUCGAUGCUCUGAACUACGAGGAGCUUCUGGACAAACACAACAUGAAGAAAGUGUGCAGGCACUACUUUGCCUCCAGUUCCCACUUGUCUUCCAACCCGGGUGAGCAGUUUUACAUGUUCACCAUCAUCGCUGCCUGGCUCAUCAACGCGGCAGGGAGGCCAUUCACCGAGCCUCAGGAGCACGACGAGCCUAACGCCAUCGUGUCCAACAUCCUGGCAGAGCUGAGAGCCUUUGGCAUAAAGGUGGACUUCCCGCCCUCCAAGUUGAAGACGGGCUCAGGCGAGCAUGUCUGCUUGGUGCUGGACCGACUGGCUGAUGAGGCUCUGAAGAGAAGAAACAUCUCCUUCAAAAGGGCAAAUUACCCGUCAGAAAACCUGGAGGAAGAGUUGGUACUGGAGGACGACACACAGGACGCUCUCGGCACAGCAGAGGAGGAGAUGAUAGAGGAAGAUGAAGAUGAGGAGGAGAUUGCGAUGGAUCUGGAAGCUCUGAAGUUGCGAACUGUCCACAACGAACCAGAACUCUCUUCCAAACCCGACGAGAUCCUGGAGGCGACUGUGGAUGCUGCAGAGUGGAACCUGGAGGUGGAGCGAGUCAUCCCACACCUGAAAGCCACCGUCAGGACCGACAACAAGGACUGGAGGGUCCAUCUGGAGCAGAUGCAUCAAUACCAAGAGAAAAACGAGGCCCUGCUCAAAGAGUCCAAGAGCUACAUGGACAAACUGCAGGAGGACAUCAGAAAGACUCAGGAGAAAGUGGGCAGCAGAGAGAAGUACAUCAACAACCAGCUGGAGCAUCUGGUGGAGGAGUACCGCAGUGCCCAGGCCAAACUCAGCGAGGCUAAGGACCGCUACCAGCAGGCCAGCGGAGGGGUGACCGAGAGGAGCAGAGUCCUGGCUGAGAUCAGCGAGGAGUUGGAGAAGGUGAAGCAGGAGAUGGAGGAGAAAGGCAGCAGGAUGUCGGAUGCAGCUCCGGUGGUAAAGAUCAAGCAGAGUCUGACGAAGCUCAAGCAGGAGAUUGUACAGAUCGACGUGAGGAUCGGCGUGGUGGAGCACACGCUGCUGCAGGCCAAGCUCAAGGAGAAGUCCAACAUGACGCGGGACAUGCACGCCACCAACAUCCAAGAGCCCACUGCCGGACCCUUCGCUUAGCAGCACUCACAGACUGGGUCAAACCAGAACCAGUACUGGUCUGAAUCACAAUAUUCCUUCUGUAAACCAUUUACACGUUUGUUAAAAUUUCAUGUAUUUAUUUUUACUAUUUUUAAUAAACAUAUAUGAACUGC